UCGGCCAAGUCAGUUGGCAUCUCGCUGUCCGAGAGCAAAAUGACGCUUUCGUUUUCGAGCGCGAUCCCGCGAUCGGACGAGCCCGAUCGGCAGGUUGUAACGCCGCUGUAACUCCGCGACAGUGGAAAUUACGGUCUCCGCAGUUUACGUCACGCUUAACGCAAAUUACGAUCUAUGACGGACGUGUAUCGAUCGUUUAAGUUCGGAAGUGAAUAGAAAACUUUCAAGCCAAGUUUGCUUUAUGAGAUAAAAGUUGGUCCAGCGGAAGUUGGUGAGAAAGCGUGAGGGAAAGUGGGGUAGUAGUCGGCGGGUAUCAGGUGAGAUUCUAUCUCGCGAAAUUGAGACGACGAUGCUCGCGUCGACGCCCGGUGAUAUAAAUACGCGGGAUGUGAAGGAUGUGUUAAAAAAUUAGAAGACCCCGCGAGAAGAGCGGAGAACUUGGCAAUGGUAUUCGUAUUGAUUGCCAUGCCGACGUGAGAGGGAAGGUGCAGCGCCAAAAGAGAGCGCGGGGUGAAGAAAAAAAAUGUUAGCCGCGACGGACGCGGAGCAAGGCGCGAACAACGGCGGCGUGAUAGUGUCGCAGCUCGCGAAUUCGCACACUCCGCAGGACUUCACGGUCUCGCGCCUGCUGUCCACGCCGACGCACUCCUUGGAUUGCAGCGAGACUUCUUCUGCUGCUGGGAACAGAAGACCCAGGAGAAGCAGGACGACCUUCUCGGCGCAACAGUUAGCCGCGUUGGAAAGGGUCUUCGAGAAAACGCACUAUCCGGAUGCCUUCGUCCGCGAGGAACUGGCGACUAGGGUGUCCUUAUCGGAGGCCAGAGUGCAGGUGUGGUUCCAGAAUCGGCGGGCGAAGUUCCGACGGAACGAGCGGAGCUCGGCGAUGAGCCGGGGCGUCUCCGCGGGCAGGGAGAUGGAGGCCGCGCUACCGCUGCGCCCGAUCAGGGUGUCGCAUCCUCCGCAGCAUCCGGCGGAGAGCAACGCGGAAUCGUCGCAGGGCGCGGCUGCUACCACCCAAGUGACGGCGCAGUAUUCUUACGGCGAUUAUUGGCGAGCGACGCCGCAGCAUUACGCGGUGCAAACCGCCGCCGCGACCGCCGCCGGCUGCCACGGCUUCGCCGCGAACGGCGGCCUGGCGAACGUCGGCCUGCCGCCGUACCAUCAUCAUCAUCAGGCCGACAUCCACCACGGCACCCUCGACGGUGCCGCCGUGAACGGUCUGAGCGCCCUGAGGCUGCGGGCGCACCCCUACGGCUCGACGUAUCCAGCGAUGCACGCGAGUAUGUGACACUGUCCCUGGAAGUCGAGUCUCCGAGAACGCGAGAAUGUAACGCCAAGUCUUUGAAAAUGUAAUUUAGCUCGAGAGAAUUUAAGCUUUUGAAAUCGAGAUCGAAUUUACUUAAAUCACACAAAAAAAUAUUUUUAUUAAAAAAAAUACGUAUGAAAAAUGAUCUUUCUCGAAGUUAUAGAAGACUUAAGACGCGGCGCGGAACUGUUUCUUAGGACGUAGUAUCCAGUUAUAAAUUCGUGCAUUGAAGACUUGAAUAUUUAUUACGGUUUUAUUAACUUUCUUCUCUCGCGGAACAGACCGUUCGAGUUACUCCAAUAUUCUGGAGAUAUGAAGUGACGUAGAUAUGUGAAGAAUUAUUUAUUGGGAUUUUUAUAAGUGACCAGAGUUUAUUCGAAUCAUUCAAACCAAAGAUAAGCUUGACUGUUAAGAAUAAAUUUGAGAUCGUAGUCACGUCAAGAUGAUCUCGCGCAGCAUCUAGCAUCCCUGGGGCUAUGUGCAAAAACGGUACGUCGGAUAUUCUACGAAUUAUCGCUGCAAACGUCCAACGUUGAUCGUGUGCCUUAUAACCAACGAUAAUGUUUAACUGAUUAGAUUAGGUUUAAGCUGUAAGUUCUGAACACACAGGGUAACAAGUAAAUAAGUCAUAGCGCUUCUUUUUCCCGUCGAUAGAGUAGCACAUUAAGUUAUAUGCGGAAGUGUAUUGGAAUAUUUUAAGUACAGGAUAUACAGACGGCAUUCUACACAGAUUUGUGGCCUUAUACAGAUAUAUGUAGAUGGUAUAGACAACAUCGUGUGCAAUAAAAACAUUGAGAUCGGAGAACGUCUUCGGGUAUGUUUCUCUCAUUGAUAUAUACAUAUAUAUAAUCAGAAAAGUACACAACAUAUAGAUAUAUGUAACAAAUACAUGUAUAUAUGUACACAUAUCGAAAUAUAUAUUGGCACAGGAUUAGAAUACAGUCA
Molecule: messenger RNA, 2251 nt
Organism: Temnothorax curvispinosus
Lineage: Eukaryota; Metazoa; Arthropoda; Insecta; Hymenoptera; Formicidae
Product: paired mesoderm homeobox protein 2-like
Exons: 4
Coding region: 524-1288 (254 amino acids)
Biological process (GO): regulation of transcription by RNA polymerase II
Molecular function (GO): RNA polymerase II transcription regulatory region sequence-specific DNA binding; DNA-binding transcription factor activity, RNA polymerase II-specific
Source: RefSeq, a predicted model, not a curated record